AUGGAUAUUAAAAGGGAGAAACUGCUACAGAUUUUGACUGGUUUGUUUCCAGCAGUGCUGAACUUGGCUUCUAAUGCUCUCAUCACCACCAAUGCUACCUGUGGUAAAAAAGGACCAGAAAUGUACUGUAAACUGGUAGAACAUGUCCCUGGCCAGCCUGCAAGAAAUCCUCAAUGCCGCAUCUGUGACCAGUACAGUAGGAAUCCAAAUUUGAGACAUCCCAUAUCAAAUGCAAUUGAUGGCAAGAAUACAUGGUGGCAAAGCCCUAGCAUUCAAAAUGGAAUGGAAUAUCACUACGUGACCAUCACACUUGACUUACAGCAGGUAUUCCAGAUUGCUUAUGUCAUUGUAAAAGCAGCUAAUGCACCACGGCCUGGAAACUGGAUUUUGGAGCGUUCAUUAGAUGGUAACAGCUACGAACCCUGGCAGUACUAUGCUAUCACAGACACAGAAUGUCUGACUCGUUACAACAUUACUCCUCGCACUGGACCUCCCUCAUACGCAAGAGAUGAUGAAGUUAUUUGCACUUCAUAUUAUUCCAAAAUACAUCCCCUGGAAAAUGGAGAGAUUCACACAUCCUUGAUCAACGGGCGACCAAGUGCAGAUGAUCCUUCUCCAACACUGCUAGAGUUUACAUCAGCUCGUUAUAUUCGCUUAAGUUUUCAGAGGAUACGGACAUUAAAUGCCGAUUUAAUGAUGCUUGCACACAGAGAUCCCAAUGAAAUUGAUCCAAUAGUCACAAGGAGGUAUUAUUAUUCUGUGAAAGAUAUCUCAGUGGGAGGAAUGUGCAUCUGUUAUGGCCAUGCAAAAGCAUGUCCACUGAAUCCAGCCACAAAUAGAUCUUCUUGUGCAUGUGAACAUAAUACUUGCGGAGAAAGCUGUGAUCGGUGUUGCCCUGGAUUUAAUCAGAGACGGUGGCAAGCUGGGACUUUUCUUGUAAAACAUGAAUGUGAAGCUUGCAACUGCCACGGCAAGGCAGAAGAAUGUUACUAUGACCAGACUGUGGCAGACAGAAAGCAGAGUUUGAAUAUCCAUGGAGAAUACAAUGGAGGCGGAGUAUGCAUUAACUGUACCCAGAACACUGCGGGCAUCAAUUGUGAAACAUGCAUUGAUGGAUACUUCAGGCCAAAAGGGCUUCAUCCAAGGGAUCACCAACCAUGCCAGCCAUGUCACUGUUAUUCUGUGGGCUCUUUAGAUGGGACUUGUGUCAAGGAUGAAAAACAAGCUACAGGAGGUAUGCAUCCUGGAUCUUGUCACUGUAAACCAGGUUUUGGAGGAGAGAGGUGUGAUCGGUGUGCAUUUGGCUACAAAGACUUUCCUUACUGUGUGCCCUGCAAUUGCUUUGUGAAGGGCAGUUUAAAUGCUGAUCCUUGUCAAGGACCCUGCAGAUGCAAGGUCUACGUUGAAGGAAAGAAAUGUGAUCGCUGUAAACCAGGCUUCUUUAACUUGCAGCAAGACAACCCUCAGGGCUGUGAGGCAUGUUUCUGCUCGGGAAUAACAAAUGACUGUACAGAUUCUCACUGGACUUACAGCACGAUUGUGGACAUGAAUGGCUGGCACUUGACUGAUGAAUGGGGUCUUGCUAGAAUUACUCCUCAGCAGGACAGUUUUGAUGGGCCUCAGCAACUUAGCAUCAGUAACACAGCUGCAAGAACUGUUCUGCAGCCUGUUUAUUACUGGAGUGCACCCAGUCCUUAUCUGGGCAACAAAAUAACAGCUGUCGAAGGACAUCUGAAAUUUACCAUUUCAUAUGACCUCGCUGGGGAAGAAGAUACUGCCGAAGCAAUACUUCAGCCUGAUGUCAUCAUAGAGGGAAGUGGGUUGAGAAUCAGCACAUCACAGGAAGGAAUUCACUUGAACCCAUUUGAAGAGCACACAGAAGAAGUCUUACUGAAGCACAACUUAUUUCUGCUGCAUGGCAAUCCAGUCAGCAAAAGGGAAUUCAUGACUGUGUUGGCAAAUAUAAAAAGACUCCUUAUAAGAGCCACAUACAGCAAUGGGAUGAAUGCCAUCUACAGGUUGAGUGAUGUCAGCCUGGAAUCUGCUGAUGACUUAUUGACAGGACAAAAAGAUGCAUCUGCUGUUGAAAUUUGCCAGUGCCCUACAGGAUAUUCUGGUUCCUCCUGUGAAUCAUGCUGGCCAGGACACAGACGAGUUAAUGGCACCAUCAUUGGUGGAAUCUGUAGGCCAUGCACAUGUUAUGGUCAUGCAGAGUCUUGCGAUGAUAUCACCAGCGAAUGUCUGAACUGCAAGCACAACACAGGUGGUCGAUAUUGUGAUAGAUGUCUUCCUGGUUUCUAUGGAGAUGCUACUAAAGGGAAUGCUGAUGACUGCCAGCUGUGUGCCUGCCCACUGAGUAUACCUUCAAACAAUUUUAGCCCCACGUGUCAUUUGGACCAAAGCCAUGGAUUCAUAUGUGAUGAAUGUUUCCCAGGGUAUGUUGGCUUACGCUGUGAAAGGUGUGCAGAAGGCUAUUUUGGACAACCUUCAAAACCAGGGGGAUUGUGCCAGCCUUGUCAAUGUAAUGACAACCUUGACUUCUCCAUUCCUGGCAGCUGUGACAGCUUGUCUGGAGCUUGUCUUAAAUGUAAGCCAGGUACCACAGGCCAGUACUGUGAGAAGUGUGCUGACGGGUAUUUUGGAGAUGCUCUUGAUGUAAAGAAAUGUCAACCCUGCAGCUGCAAUAUCAAUGGCUCAUUUUCAGAGGUCUGUGACUCUAAGACUGGACAAUGUCACUGCAAGCCCAAUGUUCUGGGACGUCAGUGUAAUGAGUGUAAGCCUGGAACCUUUGGUGUGCAGUCAUCAAGAGGAUGUGUCCCUUGCAACUGUAAUUCAUUUGGAUCAAAAUCAUUUGACUGUGAUGUGACUGGACAGUGCCGCUGUCAACCAGGUGUUGGAGGAAAGAAAUGUGACCGCUGUGCUCAUGGAUUUUAUGGUUUUGAGGAAGGAGGAUGCACCCCUUGUGAAUGUUCCCAUCUUGGUAAUAAUUGUGAUCCACACACUGGCCGUUGCAUCUGCCCUCCCAAUACUACAGGAAACAGAUGUGAAAAAUGUGUACCAAAUCACUGGGGUCAUGAUAUUAUCAGUGGGUGCAAGGCCUGUGACUGCAGUGUGGCUGGAUCCCUCAGCUUCCAGUGUAACCCUGAUACCGGUUGCUGUUUCUGUCGUCCAGAAUUCUCUGGAGAUAAAUGCACUGAAUGCAGGCUAGGCUAUCGGAGUUACCCACAAUGCAUUUCCUGUGGAUGCCUGCUAGCGGGGACUGAGCCACAGACCUGCAAUUUAGAAAUGGAAAAGUGUUCAUGUGCUGAUCGUACUGGACAGUGCACCUGCAAAACGAAUGUGGAAGGUGUCAACUGUGACAGGUGCAAACCUGGCCGAUUUGGACUCUCUGCCAGAAACCCACUCGGCUGCAACAGCUGCUACUGCUUUGGCCUGACAUCAGAGUGCAGUGAGGCAAAGGGACUGGUCCGUGUGUGGUUGACUCUGAAGCCUGAUCAGGUUGUCCUUCCUUUGGUUGAUGAAAGUGUCCAACACCAAACUACCAAAGGGAUUAUAUACCAAUAUCCAGAGACAAUUGCAAAUAUUGCCUUGGUAAUGGAAGAACUACAUUCAGAACCAUUUUAUUGGAGACUUCCAGAACAAUUCGAAGGAAAGAAGCUGAUGGCUUAUGGAGGAAAGCUGAAAUAUGCUAUCUUUUUUGAAGCAAGGGAAGACACAGGUUUUGCAACUUACAAUCCCCAGGUCAUAAUCAGAGGUGGGCUUCCCGCACAUACGCGAAUUAUUGUCAGACACACAGUCGCUCCUCUGAAUGGUCAGUUGACAAGGCAUGAGAUAGAAAUGACAGAGCAUGAGUGGAAAUACUAUGGUGAUGAUCCAAGGAUCACUCAGACUGUGACCCGUGAGGAUUUCAUGGAUGUCCUAUACAGCAUUCAUUACAUACUUAUUAAGGCAACUCAUGGUAGAUUCAUGAGACAAGUCAGAAUUUCUGAGAUCACCCUGGAAGUUGCAGACAAAGGAAAUGUAUCAAGAAGAACUCCACAUGCCCAAUUGAUUGAGCAAUGUCACUGUCCUGUGGGCUAUUUUGGCUUCUCAUGUGAGGCCUGUUCCCCAGGUUUUUAUAGGCUGGCUUCUCCAUAUCCUGGCAGAAGACCAGGUCCUGCGCUAGCAGCCUGUGUCCCUUGUUCAUGCCACGGGCACAGUGAAAUGUGCGAUCCUGAAACUUCAGUUUGUCAGAACUGUCAUCACAACACGCAUGGUGACCACUGUGAAAGAUGUGCUCUUGGAUUCUAUGGGAUUGUUAGAGGAAAUCCCAAUGACUGCCGGCCUUGUGCCUGCCCUUUGACCAUAUCAAGCAACAAUUUUAGUCCUUCGUGCAUUAUUGAAGGAGUUAGUGAUUACCGUUGCACUGCUUGCCCACUGGGAUAUGAAGGACAAUACUGUGAAAGAUGUUCUCCUGGAUACACUGGGAACCCAAAAAUUCCUGGUGGAUCUUGUCAAGAAUGUGAGUGUCAUCCACAUGGUUCAUUGCCUGUUCCCUGUGAUCCUCUCACUGGACAAUGCACGUGCAAACCUGGAUCUACUGGCUGGAAGUGUGCAGGAUGUGAACCACGGCAUGCUCGUGAAGGCAUAGCAUGUGUUUUUUGUGAUGAUGAGUGCACUGGUGUCCUUCUCCGUGACUUGGAUCAGCUAAAUCAGAUGACUCUAAGUGUUAAUCUUAGUGGCCCACUUCACCCACCAUAUAAAAUGCUUUAUUCUUUUGAAAACACAACCCAAGAAUUAAAGCAUUUAUUGUCACCUCAGCAAGCACCAGAGAGGCUUCUUAAGUUGGCACAGAAGAAUUUAGAUACUCUUGUGAUAGAAAUGGAUGAACUGUUGACAAGGGCAACCAAGGUGACAGCAGAUGGGGAACAAACUGGACAGGAUGCUAAGACAACUAAUGAGAGAGCGAAGAUGCUUGGACAGCUCAUCAAAGUCACCCUCCAGGCUGCAGAAGAUGUAAAUGAUGCUGCUUUAAAACUGAAUGAGACAGUUGGGAUCCCAGAUAAGACACUUGACAAAAGCCUGCAAGAAUUACACAGCGAAGUUGACAAAAUGAUGACAGAACUUAGGAAGAGAAAAUUGGAAGUGCCAAAGGCAGUAGCUCAAGAUGAAUUAGAGUCAGCAGAAGACCUCUUGAAGAACAUGAACCAGCUAUUUGUAGAGCCAAGGAAGAAGACUGAGGACCUAAAAAAUGAAGUCAAAGAGAAACUAGCAGACUACCAUGAUAAAAUUGAUGAUGCUCUGAACCUGUUAAGAGAAGCAACUAAUAAAAUUCGGGAGGCAGACAGACUAUCUGCAAUCAACCAAAGAAACUUGACAACAGUGGAGAAAAAGAAGCAAGCUAUAGAAAAUGGACAACAGGAGACUGAAAAUACUCUAAGAGAAGGAAAUGGCAUCCUUAGUGAAGCUAAUGACCUUGCAAACGGAAUCAUUUUGGCUGUAGAGUACAUAGAUGAUAUUCAGAAUGAAAUAGGCCCACUUUCUGAAGAGCUGAAGGGUAAAAUAGAUGAUCUCUCUCAAGACAUCAAAGACAAGAAGCUUCCAGAAAAAGUCCUGCAGGCAGAAGCCCAUGCUGCCCAGCUGAACGAUUCAUCUGCUAUUUUGGAUGGAAUCCUUGAUGAAGCUAAAAACCUCUCCUUCAACGCCACAGUAGCUUUUAAGGCCUACAGCAAUAUCAAGGACCAUAUUGAGGAAGCUGAUGUAAUUUCCAAAGAUGCUAAAGCUCGUGCCAAUGAAGCCAUACAACUGGCAUCUGGUCCAGAAGGAUCAUUAAAGGAUGCUGCCAGGAAUGCAUUACAAAAAAGCUUCAAGGUUCUUAAUGAUGCCAAUAAACAGGCAAAUGAUGUUAAAGCAAAUGAAGAUAAUCUAAAAGGAAUGCAGAAUAAGUUGCAAGGGGCAGGGGAAAGGAACUCAGCUCUCUUGAGAGCUCUGAAUGACACCCUGGAAAAGCUGUCAGCAAUUCCAAAUGAUACAGCAGCCAAAGUGCAAGCAGUCAAAGACAAAGCCAAGCAAGCUAAUGAUACUGCAAAUGAGGUACUGGCUAAAAUCAGAGGUCUCAAUCAGAACCUCCUUGGUUUAAAAGACAACUACAGAAAAGUUGCUGAUGAUGCGGCCAAAACAAACGCUAUGUUGAAAGAUCCUACUAAAAAUAUUGCUGAUGCAGAUGACACUGUUACAAAUCUGGGAGAAGAAGCAGAUCGGCUGAUGGAUAAACUGAAACCAAUCAAACAACUUCAAGAUAACCUGGGGAAGAACAUCUCUCACAUUAAGGACCUGAUAAAUCAAGCCAGGAAGCAAGCCAAUUCUAUUAAAGUGUCCGUGGCUUCAGGAGGAAACUGUAUUCGAACAUACAGACCAGAAAUAAAAAAAGGAUUGUACAACACUGUUAUUCUCAAUGUAAAGACAACGGUUCCUGAUAAUCUACUUUUUUACCUUGGAAGUAAUAGAUACACUGACUUCUUGGCCAUAGAAAUGCGGAAAGGAAAAGUGGAUUUCUUAUGGGAUGUGGGAUCUGGUGUUGGGCGUGCUGACUAUCCAGAUCUCACAAUUGAUGAUGGAGUUUGGUACCGAAUUGAAGCAUCAAGGACUGGAAGAAAUGGCACAAUUUCAGUACAGGCAUUAGAGGGUCCUAAAGCCACCAUCAUACCAAGCAUUUUCAGUGCAAUUUCUCCACCUGGGUACACAAUUUUAGAUGUGGAUGCAAAUGCCAUGCUGUUCGUUGGAGGUUUAACUGAGAAAAUAAAGAAAUCUGAGGCUGUAAGAGUCACUACCUUUACAGGAUGCAUGGGAGAAACUUAUUUAGACAGCAAACCAAUAGGACUAUGGAAUUUCAGAGACAUUGAAGGAGAGUGUAAAGGCUGUGCUGUCAGCCCCCAGGUGGCAGAUGGUGAGGGAACUGUUCAGUUUGAUGGAGAAGGUUAUGCUACUGUGAGCCGUCCCUUAAGAUGGAACCCCAAUAUCUCCAUGGUCAUGUUCAAAUUCAAGACAUUUUCUUCUACUGCUCUCCUGAUGUAUCUGGCUACACUAGACUUGAAAGAUUUCAUGAGCAUAGAACUCAAUGAUGGGCGUAUUAAAGUCAGUUAUGAUCUAGGUUCAGGAACAGCUUCAGUUGUUGGCAACCAGAGCCACAAUGAUGGGAAAUGGAAAUCAUUCACCCUGUCAAGAAUUCUCAAACAAGCUAAUAUAUCAAUCGUAGACAUAGACUCUAACCAUGAAGAAAUCGUAUCAACAGUUUCUACAGGAAAGCACUUUGGUCUGAAUCUGAAAUCUGAUGAGCCAAUAUAUUUUGGUGGGUUGCCGUCACUGAGAAGAAACCUAAGACCAGAAGUAAACACAAAAAAAUAUGCAGGCUGUCUCAAGGAUAUUGAAAUUUCCCGGACACCAUAUAAUCUUUUAAGUAGCCCUGACUAUCUUGGCAUUACCAGAGGGUGCACACUGCAGAAUAUCUACACAGUCAGCUUCCCUAAACCUGGCUUUGUGGAGAUGCCGCCAGUCUCUCUUGAAGUGGGAACAGAAAUUCACUUGUCCUUCAGUACUAAAAAUGAAUCUGGUAUCAUACUCUUUGGCACCAAUGAAAUAUCUGUACCUCCAAGAAGGAAACGCAGACAAACAGGGCAGGUGUAUUAUGCUGUAUUCCUGAAUGGAGGACGACUUGAAGUACACGUCUCUACUGGCGUAAGAGAUCCACGCAGGAUCACUGUCACACCUGAGUCUGGCCAGUUUCAUGAUGGCAGAGAACACUCCAUUUGGCUGGAGAGACUUGGAGGGUUGUUUGCCAUUCAAGUAGAUGAAGACAGAAGACAGUCCCAGCGACUCCCAACAGAUCAGCCUAUCUCCAUUAAAAAACUUUUUGUGGGAGGAACACCACCUGAAUUUUGCACUAUCCCAAUUAAAAACAUACCUGCCUUUGAUGGCUGUAUAUGGAACCUUGUUGUGAAUGCUGUUCCAAUGGAUUUCGCCCAAUCAGUAUCCUUUGAAAAUGCAGAUAUAGGACAGUGUCCUGAUCUAGGACCACCCCAUGAAAAAGAGGAUGAAGAUCAAACUUCCCAGACAACAGCUCAUCCUGAACCAGAGAAGGAAGAGAAGAAAGCGAGUACAACUUCCCCUCCUCCCUUCCCACCUUUACCUGUAAGUGAACAUUGUGCUGCUGAUGUGGAACCAAUUGCCUUGGAAGGGGGCAAGCAAUUUGGCCUCUCAAGAAACAGCCAUAUUGCAGUUGCAUUUGAUGACACUAAAGUUAAGAACAGACUCACUAUUGAACUUGAAAUCAGAACUAAGGCUGAGAACGGGCUGCUUUUCUACAUGGCUCGGAUCAAUCAUGCUGAUUUUGCCACUAUCCAGAUGAAGAAUGGUUUUCCGUAUUUCAGUUAUGACCUUGGGCAUGGGAACACAAGCACCAUGAUUUCCAACAAAAUCAAUGAUGGCCAGUGGCACAAGAUAAAAAUAUUCCGAAGCAAGCAAGAAGGUGUCCUAUUGGUUGAUGGGGCUACAAAUAGGACCACUAGUCCAAAGAAAGCUGAUAUUUUGGAUGUUGUGGGGAUGCUAUAUGUUGGGGGAUUGCCAAUUAACUAUACAACAAAAAGAAUUGGUCCGGUUGUCUAUAGCAUUGAUGGCUGUAUGCGAAACUUUCGAAUGUCAGAAGCUCCCAUUGAUCUGAAUAAUCCUACCUCCAGCUACAAUGUUGGAAGAUGUUUUGUCAAUCCACAGGAAGGAACAUACUUUUCAGGAACAGGGUUUGCCAAAACAGUUGGAGCAUAUAAAGUGGGGCUAGACUUACAAGUGGAAUUUGAAUUUCGUACAAUGAGGAAAAAUGGCGUUCUACUGGGAAUCAGCAGUCAAAAAAUGGAUGGGCUUGGCAUUGAGUUGGUAGAUGAAAAUGUGAUGUUCCAUGUUGAUAAUGGUGCAGGUCGGUUUUCAGCCAUUUAUGAACCUGCUAUACCGGGUACUUUGUGUGAUGGGCAGUGGCACAAAGUUGUUGCACACAAGAUAAAGCAUCGUUUAAUGCUGAACGUGGAUGGUCACCACGUGGAAGGGAUCAGCCCUAAUGCAGCUUCCACUUCAGCAGAGACAAAUGAUCCUGUCUUCGUUGGAGGAUAUCCUGAUGGAUUGAAGCAGUUUGGCCUGACCACUAACAUUCGAUUCAAAGGCUGUAUUAGAUCCUUGAAACUCAUCAAAGGGACAGCUAAACCACUGGAGAUUAACUUCAGCAAGGCCUUGGAAAUAAAGGGUGUGCAACCUCUCUCCUGUCCUGGGAAUUAAGAGAAAAAUCAUCCACUUGCAAUAUGAAUCUGACCAGUAAUGCUAACAAAAAGAUCCUUUUGCAAAUAUGCCUGUGAUGUAUUCCAAAUACUGCUGUUUCAGAGUGUACUUCUAAAAGCAGUAUGAAGCAAGGGGGGAAAAAAAUCCCUUGAAAUGAAUAAAGCAGCAUGUUACUCUUGUGCGAUGUGUCCGUUUUUCCCUUACUUUGAAGUGAAAUGGGGUAUUAUAGCUUUGUAGAAAGCAGUUGUACUGAUACAGAUUCAAGUGGGCUGUGGCCCAGUUUGUAUUGGUAGCUGUGUGUACUUUUGAGCCUCCCCUUUUACCCUUGGUUGGUUUUAGUGGGACUCAACUGCCCUAUGCUGGAUUUUCUGAAGAUUUUUCUAGGACUGUCUUCCCCUGCAGCUUUGGAUUCCACUUCCAGAUUUUCUUUGUUUUUCUCCCCAUAUCUGUGACCAGGAUGUGGCUAGCAAUGCAAUUUCACAUUUUGUCCUAUCGUGUCUUUGGCUCUGGGAUGAAACAUAGUGAAAGAAGUUGAAUAAGUCAUCACUAAUGUUUUUGUGGGUUUCUAUUGUGACAUGUCAGAAAGAGCGUGUCAUCCAUGUACAAAUACUAUGUUUGCUUUUUGUGGGAAAAACUAAGAUAAUUUCAAUUGAAGGGAAGAACAGUGAUCAUCACAGAGGUGUAGAUGUAUGCAAGUUCCAAUUGCCAAAAAAAAAAAAAAGCAUUUUAUGAGCACAUAAUGUAUUGUGCUUGUACACAACAAAUAUACAUGCUGUAUUUGUGCCUGGAGCUCAUGUGGUUUUGUAUUGGAGACAUAUGUAUAAGUUCUCAUUUUGGGUAUUAUAUAGGAGAACGUGGGUAACUGAGGCACUUCUAAUUUGGCUAAUCCUAUUUUAGCAUCAUGUCUGAAGCUGCUCGCCCUUCAGAUUGGAGAUACCUAAGCAUCUCCUUUGAACAUUGAUUUUAUUUACAGCAUGUUUAUACCACCAGGUUUGUAUAAACUUUUGGCAGUAGACAAGAGCUGCAUAUAAACCCUAAAACCAUAAUAUCACAAAACAUCCCCACCCUUAAAGGAAGGUUAGAGGCAUAGAGCUCACUCUAUGAGAACAGAGAACCUCUGUUCCAAAUCAACAUGCAACAAGCUCUGAAGUAUUUUAAAUCUAUAUUAUUAAAGCUUCUGAAUGUUAAUGUCCAUGCACUUUGCUAAUAUUUUUGUAUGAUAUAUAUUUUUCCAUAAUAUGAAAGACUCCAUUUUCUUUGCACAUCUGGAGUGGGGAAGAAAAUUAGUGAUGACAACAUUCACUGCCUAAACAAAUGUUUAAUGUAAAUAUCAAAUACACAUUGGACUAAAUCCCUAAUAUAAUGUUUC
Molecule: messenger RNA, 10666 nt
Organism: Candoia aspera
Lineage: Eukaryota; Metazoa; Chordata; Lepidosauria; Squamata; Candoiidae
Gene: LAMA2
Product: laminin subunit alpha 2
Exons: 63
Coding region: 1-9297 (3098 amino acids)
Biological process (GO): cell adhesion; regulation of cell adhesion; regulation of cell migration
Molecular function (GO): signaling receptor binding
Source: RefSeq, a predicted model, not a curated record